Lepus europaeus (European hare) is the source of this 3332-nucleotide messenger RNA. RefSeq names its product phospholipase D2 (gene PLD2). Bases 74 to 2872 code for a protein of 932 amino acids. Lineage: Eukaryota; Metazoa; Chordata; Mammalia; Lagomorpha; Leporidae. Gene Ontology annotation, molecular function: D-type glycerophospholipase activity; phosphatidylinositol binding. The transcript has 25 exons. The record is from RefSeq and is a predicted model, not a curated record. Gene Ontology annotation, biological process: intracellular signal transduction; cell motility; phosphatidic acid biosynthetic process.
CGGCUCCGGCUCGCGUUCGCCUCCGCUUCCCUCGGCUCGCGAAACCGCGCGGGCGCCGGCUGGAGCAGCCAGGAUGACGGCGACCCCCAGGAGCCCCUUCUCCUCUGGGGACGACCUGGACUCCAGCCAGUUACAGAUGGAGCCGGAUGAGGUGGACACGCUGAGGGAGGGAGAGGACCCAGCUGACCGGAUGCACCCCUUUCUGGCCAUCUACGACCUUCAGCCGAUGAAAGCGCGCCCCUUGGUGUUCGCCCCUGGGGUCCCUGUCACAGCCCAGGUGGUGGGCACCGAAAGAUACACCAGUGGAUCCAAGGUGGGAACCUGCACUCUGUAUUCAGUCCGCCUGACGCACGGUGACUUUUCCUGGACCACCAAGAAGAAGUUCCGUCAUUUCCAGGAGCUGCACCGGGACCUCCUGAGACACAAAGUCCUGAUGAGUCUGCUCCCCCUGGCCCGCUUUGCUAUUCCCUCUUCUGCGACCCGAGAGGCCACCAACAGAGAGAUGCCCUCUCUACCCCGAGCAGGUCAUGAGGGCUCCAGCAGACACACAGCCAGCAAGCAGAAAUACCUGGAGAAUUACCUCAACCGCCUCUUGACCAUGUCCUUCUACCGCAACUACCACGCCAUGACAGAGUUCCUGGAAGUCAGUCAGCUGUCCUUUAUCCCAGACCUGGGCUCCAAAGGAUUGGAGGGCGUGAUCCGGAAGCGCUCGGGUGGCCACCGCGUCCCUGGCCUCACCUGCUGUGGCCGAGACCAAGUUUGUUAUCGCUGGUCCAAGAGGUGGCUGGUGGUGAAAGACUCCUUCCUGCUCUACAUGACCCUGGAGACCGGCGCCAUCUCCUUUGUUCAGCUCUUCGACCCAGGCUUCGAGGUGCAGGUGGGGAAGAGGAGCACAGAGGCUCGGUAUGGGGUGCGCAUCGACACCUCCCACAGGUCCUUGAUUCUCAAGUGCAGCAGCUACCGGCAGGCCCGGUGGUGGGCCCAGGAGAUCACCGAGCUGGCUCAGGGCCUCGGCAAAGAUUUCCUGCAGCUGCACCGGCAUGAGAGCUUCGCCCCGCCCCGGCCUGGGACCUUGGCCCGGUGGUUCGUAAAUGGGGCAGGUUACUUUGCCGCUGUGGCCGACGCCAUCCUGCGAGCUCGAGAGGAGAUUUUCAUCACAGACUGGUGGUUGAGUCCCGAGGUGUACCUGAAGCGCCCGGCCCAUUCGGACGACUGGAGACUGGACAUUUUGCUCAAGAGAAAGGCGGAGGAGGGUGUUCGUGUGUCCGUGCUGCUGUUUAAGGAAGUGGAAUUGGCCUUGGGCAUCAACAGUGGCUAUAGCAAGAGGGCGCUGAUGCUGCUGCACCCCAACGUAAAGGUGAUGCGGCACCCAGACCAGAUGACGCUGUGGGCUCACCAUGAGAAGCUGCUGGUGGUGGACCAGGUGGUGGCCUUCUUGGGGGGGCUGGACCUUGCCUACGGGCGCUGGGACGACGUGCACUAUAGACUGACAGACCUUGACAACUCCGAGUCAGCCACCGCCCAGCCUCACCUGCCACAGCCAGACCCUGAAGCUUCCCUAGACCUGUCUCACAACCACCUCUUCUGGCUGGGCAAGGACUACAGCAACCUCAUCGCCAAGGACUGGGUGCAGCUGGACCGGCCUUUUGAAGAUUUCAUUGACAGGGAGACCACCCCCCGGAUGCCAUGGCGGGACAUCGGGGUGGUUGUCCAUGGCCCCCCUGCCCGUGACCUCGCCCGCCACUUCAUCCAGCGCUGGAACUUCACCAAGACCACCAAGGCCAAGUACAAGAUACCCAUGUACCCCUACCUGCUGCCCAAGUCCACCAGCACUGCAAACCAUCUCCCUUUCACCAUCUCCGGGGGACAGUGCACCACUGUGCAGGUCCUGCGGUCCGUGGACCGCUGGUCAGCGGGCACUUUGGAGAGCUCCAUCCUCAAUGCGUACCUGCACACCAUCCGGGAGAGCCGCCACUUCCUCUACAUUGAGAACCAGUUCUUCAUUAGCUGCUCAGAUGGGCGGUCGGUUCUGAACAAGGUGGGCGAUGAGAUCGUGGACCGAAUUCUGAAGGCCCACAACCAGGGGCAGCGUUUCCGGGUCUACGUGCUUUUGCCCCUGCUCCCUGGCUUCGAGGGCGACAUCUCUACAGGCGGGGGCAACUCCAUCCAGGCCAUUCUGCACUUCACCUACAGGACCCUGUGUCGUGGGGAGUAUUCCAUACUGCACCGCCUCAAAGCAGCCAUGGGGACGGCGUGGCGGGACUACAUAUCCAUCUGCGGACUCCGCACCCACGGAGAGCUGGGCGGGCACCCGGUCUCGGAGCUCAUCUACAUCCACAGCAAGAUGCUCAUUGCGGACGACCGCACAGUCAUCAUCGGUUCUGCCAACAUCAAUGACCGGAGCUUGCUGGGGAAGAGGGACAGUGAGCUGGCUGUGCUGAUUGAGGACACAGAGAUGGAGCCGUCCCUCAUGGAUGGGGCCGAGUACCAGGCAGGCAGAUUCGCCUUGAGUUUGCGGAAGCACUGCUUCAGCGUGAUUCUUGGUGCAAAUGCCCGGCCCGACCUGGAUCUCCGAGACCCUGUGUGUGAUGACUUCUUCCAGUUGUGGCAAGCAACAGCAGAAAACAAUGCCAAUAUCUACGAGCAGAUCUUCCGCUGCCUGCCGUCCAAUGCCACGCGCUCCCUGCGGACUCUCCGGGAGUACGUGGCCGUGGAGCCCCUGGCCGUGGUCAGCCCUCCCUUGGCCAGGUCGGAGCUCACCCAGGUCCAAGGCCACUUGGUCCACUUCCCCCUCAAGUUCCUGGAGGAUGAGUCUUUGCUGCCGCCGCUGGGCAGCAAGGAGGGCAUGAUUCCCCUGGAGGUGUGGACGUAGCAGAGGCUCCGCUCGGGCAGAGGGCACCGGCUGCCUGCUCCUUUACCCUGAGGACUGAGGGCCGUGCAGGCACAAGCAGUGUCCCGGAAGGGGCUGGAGAAGCCACUGAGGGCCCUUCCUUGAGAAGUGGCCAGAGGGGGCGCUCUCAUCCCUGGGCAGAGGGGGAUGGAGAGGGGCCCAGAGGGCUUCAUCCACCUUGCUGCCCAGCUCAAACCACUGCUGCUAGGACGUAGGGGGUGGGACUUCUCAUUGCAGGAGGAGGGGCCUCCCCAUCUCCCCCCUUCUCCUCCCGGUCCUCUCCAGGCCCAUUGCUGCCAGGGUGGAGGGGAGAGCGGAGGCCCUGCGGGCUGCACCCCACAUGGGGAUGAGGAUGAGCGCACACUAAUUCCCUCCGCCAGCCUACUGAUAGACACUAACUGUGUACCAGUGCAAUAAGCAUUUCAUAAAUAAACGUCUAGAA